AUGCCACGCAUUCCUCCUUUUGACCAGCUGCCCCUGCGAGAGGGAGACCCUCAGUACUCGGCUUGGGGUCUAUGGGGCGAAGAGCCAGAGAAAGCGGCUCUGGGCUCGCUCAACUAUCUUACAGAUGAAGUUGUUCGAGAGGCUAUCAAAGAGGUUCAGACUGGUGAACGAGUCGGCUUAAAUCUUCCUCUAGAUCUCAUCAACCCCCCUUUCCUAGGGCGUGUUGGCUUCGAGCACAAGAUGAUCAACAAGAGCCCUCGUGUCAUCAAUGAUGAUAUUGAGCAGAUCUAUUCUGAUCACCAGACGAACUACAAUGACCUUCAACCCUGGACAGAUCGCAACUUGGCAGGCCGAGGUGUUCUUAUUGACUACGCCUCGUGGGCUGCGCGCCAAGGCAUCUCAGUGGAGGCAUUCUCCUCGCAUCCUAUUUCGAUCAACGACAUUGAGGCCAUUGCAAAGGAGCAGGGUGUGACCUUCCGUCCCGGUGACGUCCUGUUCCUCAGGACAGGCUUUGUUGCCGCCUACAAGUCCGCUGAUGAGAGCAGACGCAAGCUAGCCGCUGAGGGCAAAUGGGUUGGGGUCAGCCAAAGCGUCGAGGCGGCGGCUUGGUUCUGGGGAAGGCAAUUUGCAGCUUUGGCAGCAGACAACCCUGCUUUCGAGAUGAUCCCACCGGUAGACCAUAGUUUCUGGCUUCACCCGAUCUUCCUGUCGGGUUGGGGAACACCUAUUGGAGAACUGUUUGACUUAGAGAGCCUGGCAAAGUUAUGUGAGAAGAACAAGAGAUGGACCUUUUUCUUCACAUCAUCUCCUUUGAACUACACUGGCGCGGUCGCGUCGCCGCCCAAUGCUACGGCCAUUAUGUAG
Thyridium curvatum is the source of this 864-nucleotide messenger RNA. RefSeq lists its product as uncharacterized. The record is from RefSeq and is a predicted model, not a curated record. The transcript has 4 exons. Gene Ontology annotation, molecular function: arylformamidase activity. The coding region runs from base 1 to 864 and encodes 287 amino acids. NCBI's taxonomy places the organism in Eukaryota, Fungi, Ascomycota, Sordariomycetes, Thyridiales, Thyridiaceae.